AUGGCGGAGUUCAAUGCAGCAGUUUCUCGAGUGUGUUCUAUUUUUAAUAUUUCUAGUUUAUUUGACGAGCAAAAGGAGGCUCUAAAAGUUGCACUCGGUGGAAAAAGUGUCUAUGCCAGCUUACCAACCGGUUAUGGCAAAUCAAUGAUUUUUUACGCACUUCCAAUAGCUUUCGAUCUGGUCAACAAACGACAAGAAGGGUCGUCAACCGUUUUGGUGAUCUCGCCACUACAAAGUCUAAUGGAGGACCAGGUUUCCUACUUGAAAUCCUUGGGACUGUCAGCAGUUGCUUUGCACGAAGAGCAAAGUGACAAUAUCCUCGAAAAAGUUGAAAGUGGGAAGUUCAUGUACGUCUUCGCAUCGCCGGAAAAAAUGCUGAGUACAACAAAGUGGCGAAGACUGUUCGACAACAGCUCCUUUAAGAAGUCUCUUAUAGCUGUUGUCGUAGAUGAGGCCCACUGUAUCAGCCAGUGGGGCCUGUCAAGUCAAGGUUCGAAGAUUCCUUUUCGUUCUUGGUAUGUACACAUAGCAACUUCAUUCUAA
Exaiptasia diaphana is the source of this 543-nucleotide messenger RNA. RefSeq names its product ATP-dependent DNA helicase RecQ. Gene Ontology annotation, biological process: double-strand break repair via homologous recombination. Lineage: Eukaryota; Metazoa; Cnidaria; Anthozoa; Actiniaria; Aiptasiidae. Gene Ontology annotation, molecular function: ATP binding; nucleic acid binding; four-way junction helicase activity. Gene Ontology annotation, cellular component: cytoplasm; chromosome; nucleus. The transcript has a single exon. The record is from RefSeq and is a predicted model, not a curated record. Bases 1 to 543 code for a protein of 180 amino acids.